This is a messenger RNA of Doryrhamphus excisus (bluestripe pipefish), 1316 nucleotides long. RefSeq names its product death-associated protein (gene dap). Gene Ontology annotation, molecular function: death domain binding. Gene Ontology annotation, biological process: cellular response to amino acid starvation; negative regulation of autophagy; apoptotic signaling pathway. Lineage: Eukaryota; Metazoa; Chordata; Actinopteri; Syngnathiformes; Syngnathidae. The record is from RefSeq and is a predicted model, not a curated record.
ACGCCCACUGGACUGAUGACGCCAUUACGCAUCGUUUCCCAAGCAAACAAUCGUCAGGAAAAAGCCACGUUGACGACUCCAGACCAGAGAACCGUCCCAAAUUUGGGCCAGAAUAAAGCCAGAAGCGGCUUCUGGAAGCCGUAAAAGUCGGCGUCGACGCACCUCGGAGCCUUAAAGAUGUCGUCUCCACCGAAAGAAAAGGUCGAAACCAAAGGAGGACACCCCCCCGCAGUGAAAGCCGGAGGUAUGAGGAUAGUGCAGAAGCACCAACCGACUGCUUCCCCUGAGCCGCCCCAGAGAGAUGACGACGAGGAGGAGUAUGUGAGCAGCCGUCCACCCAAGGUCCCAGUGAUUGUGUCUGGAGUGGUUACAAAGGGCGAUAAGGACUUCACCCCGGCUGCUGCCCAGGUGGCGCACCAGAAGCCCCAGCCGUCCGUCCCCAAGCUGCACCCCCCUAAGAACAUCAACCAGCCCAUCCAUCAACCGCGCUAGUGAGCCAGGACGUUUGCUACGCCGCGGCUACGCUAACUCCACCAGCCGGCCUUUCCAAUUGAACACAAUAUUUACUCCGCUAGGUUACACGUGUCCUUUGGUCGAUCAGUCUUUAGUCUUUUACUGUAAUUUGUCUGCAACAGUAUGGUGAUGAUAGAAACCCCUCGGUGCUGCACUUUUAUCCCCUCUCCCGAUUAGGGGGGGUCUUCAAUUGAUAAUUCGUCACAUAAAGACAGCCCGUUUAGUUUGUCGUAUAUUUAGCUUUAGCUUGUCCUGUCCUUCAUUCGCAAUCUUAUCAACAUAAUAUGCAUAUUCACUCUGCUUUUAGGAGAAAAUCCAGCAGUGCCUGUUAGCAUCUAGUACCGUCAACACCUUUUUUAUUAAAAAAAAAAAUCACCGUAAUGUUUCAGCAGCUAAUAAGCCAAAUCCUUUGCACCGUAUUCUUCAAAAAGCAACAGGUGGCGUGUUUUUAGCAUUCAUACAAGCUUUAACAUAGCAGGGUCUACCAUUCAAAAAGAAUGAGAAUAUGAAUGAGAAAAAUCCAAAAGAAACAUUCCAUUAUUAUUCUUAUUAUUAUUAUGAUUCCAGACCGAAACAUAUCAAACACACACAAACACCCCUUUUUGCACUCAUUAUUUGCAGCGCUAAUAUUCAGGAAAGACUCGACUUUGCCAAGAAUUAGGAAAAUGGUUUCCUUUUUUUUGUUCAUUUAAAAGAGUUUUAUCUUUACUGUCUUUCUCAUUUCUUGUUGAGUUCAAUUGUUUCAACUGGAGUUUGGUAUUGGGUGUGGUUGUCAUAGAAAAUAAAGAUACAGAUUGGCUGUC